UUUCAGUUUAAGAGUCGUUAUGAAAUAUCUAUAAUCAUGCUAGAAAUUGUAUUACUUACAUUUCUUUAUAGACCUUCUGCUUCGGCGUUGGUGUCGGAGCCUUCUUGUUCCCGAUUUCACUAUGAGGAACAAACUUUAGAAAAAAUGAUAAGGCAGGAAGUUUUUGUUGAAAAAAUAAAAAGUGAAGUGGAUGUCACCAGAAAUAAUGUUGAGAAAGCUGUUAAGAAUGUGGAGGACAUGAUUGUCACCAUUGAUUCUUUGAAAGACAAAGUGGAUAAGCAGCUGGAAAAGAGUGCUGAAGAAAUUGAGAACGAAAUAAGGAAAGUAAAAGCCAUUAGACCUGCAGUGGCUUUCAAAUCAGACACGAUAAUUGACUUUUCUGUCAGCAGCAACAAGGUCAUUGUAUUCACAAAUAGCCCUAUCAACACAGGUGCCGGUUAUAACAAUAAAACUGGCAUCUUUGUGGCGCCAGUUACUGGUCUGUACUUGUUUACAACUCAGAUAUGCUCGAUUCCAAAUACUCAUCUUUAUAUUGGUAUCGUUGUCCAAGGGCAGGUUGUCGCCCAAGGUGGAUUUGGAGACAAGGUAUGGCACAAAUGCUACACACUGACCGCCUUAGUUGCAGCAGGUCUUGCAGAUCAAGUUUCAGUAAAUUGCAUUGGAUCGUGCGAUAGCAGUGAAUCGUUAUGGAAACAUAAUUUGGUAACAAGUAGUUUCUCGGGAGUUCUUUUACAUGACAAUUAUUAAUAGAAAACACAACCAGUUUGUUUAUUAGUUUCUCAUUGUUCUUCACAUAAAAAUAAUUUCAUCAAAAGUAAAUGACCUUGCUAUUACAAAAUAUGAGGGAUUUAUAUUUCUGAAUGUGCUGAUCACUGUUCUCAUCAUUUUAGUGUUAUAAAUUGUUUCUUGUAAUAUCACAUUGAAGAAUACGUAAGACUUGUAAAAAGCACUUCAGAAGAAUUGCAUACAUGUAUUUUGAAAUGUUCUUGUGUGUUUUUAGCUGUUUUCGUGUGAACUAAAUACUGCAUUGCUUAAAAAAUCUGAUUGAAGAGUUACAGCAUUAUACAUGUAUAGUUCUUUGCGUUUGUGUAAAUAAAAGCAUAAAAGGGG
Messenger RNA from Ruditapes philippinarum (Manila clam), 1110 nucleotides. RefSeq lists its product as uncharacterized. The transcript has 2 exons. The coding region runs from base 37 to 747 and encodes 236 amino acids. Gene Ontology annotation, molecular function: protein binding. The record is from RefSeq and is a predicted model, not a curated record. NCBI's taxonomy places the organism in Eukaryota, Metazoa, Mollusca, Bivalvia, Venerida, Veneridae.